CAGAAAGCAGGUUCAACAAACUCUGAGUUAAAACCUUAACUCUAUGUUGACCAACUCUAAGCUGUCAAACUCUAAGUUUGCGGUUUCAGAACAGGUGAUAACACUUAGUUCAAUCAACUCAGAGUCAAGGUAACCCUGAGUGAAGCUCGUGCAUGAGGAUAUAAAAAGCCCUCAUCAAUGGAGCACAGAUAACAUGAUUCACCAUGGCAACAAGUGGUAAACAGCCUCGAUCCUCCUACUUCUCCCCAGUGGAGUUGGAAAUAUUAAUGACUGCGCAUGCAGAAAGUGAGCAUAUAUUUUUAAAAAGAAGCAAUACUGUGGCAGCAGCAAAAGUGCGGGAUCUUGAGUGGCAGAAAAUUGCUGACCGAGUCAAUGCGUGCAACCCAACAGGCACCAAACGGACUUGGCAGCAGCUAAAGAUGAAAUAUAAAAAUGUAGUUCAAACAGCCAACAGAAAAAAGGCUGAGGCCCGCAAAACAGGUGGCGGUCCACCACCACCACCUGUCACAGAGGCUGAAGAGAUGGCCCUCAGUCAGAACAGUGGGCGACCCAUUGCUGAGGGCAUCUCUGGGGGGAGCUCACCGGACCCACCCACGCCCCAGGACACAGGGGCCUACAUAAAAGUUACUGAUGGUGUAAUCUGUCUCAUGGAGCCUUCUGCCAUAACAGACCUCCAUGCUGAGGAUGGUGAAGACGCCUUAUCAGCUGCCACAGAGAGGGAAGAUGCAGAGAGGCCUGUUGAAAGCCAUGCUGGAAAUUACAAUGAGGAAGAAGGUCCAUCAACCUCCACAGAACAGCUUACCUCACUCCCUGUGAAACAACUGUAUAAGGUAUAUUUGCAAGCACAAAUCAACAAAUUUCAUCUGGAAAUGGACAAUAUAAGGCUGCAGAUCACAAAGACAAAAAUGGAAAUACAAAUGCUGGACCAUCAGUUAAAGGAAAUAAAGAAGACCUCAUAAAAUGAAGGCAAGCAGGAGAAACUCGGGGUUAGUUGAAGAAAACCUGCCAGCGAGCAGGUUAGGUUCACGGAGUAUGUUGCCAGGGUAACUGACUCAGAGUAAAGCUGAACUGGCUUUGUGAAACUGAAAAACCAGAGUUUCCCUCAUCUCAGGGUUAACUAACUCAGAGUUUUCACUAAACCUGCUUUCUGAAACGGGCCCCUGGAAUUGUACUACUUCCAUAUAGUCCACAAUCAACAUUUUAAAUAUUUUUUUGGUUGUUAUAUUUGCAACAAGGGUUUACAAAUUAUAAUUACAUAAUAUGUCCCAUCUUAAAACACCAUUUUCAGAAACUCAUUCAAAAACAUAUUUCUACUGCACUGUGAGAAAUGUAAAAAAUGAGAAUGUUGGAACCAUCCAAAUCAAUAGGGGUUCGGACUACACGAUUUCAGCCCGAUUUUGCCCCGAUUCGUUCGUCGCAGACAAAUUUGCGAGUCGUACACGAUUUUGAAAGGUCGGCGGCGAGUAAUUGUCUUGUCUUGUAAUGUGACAUGUUUGCGAUCUGCGAUGUUUUCGUCUGCGACGUUCGAAAACCCCACGACGAAAAGUUUGGCAUGUCAGAAUUUUUUGGGGAAUCGCAUGACGUAUACAUUGUUGACAUGAGGGAAUCCCGCCCCCAGUUGCGUGGAGGAACCCCACGAACAGCUGGAGCUCACGCGCAGUUACCAACUGACUCCACUGCACUACGCUGAGUACACAGUAACUACUACAAAAAUGAAUACGAUCAAUAGCAAGAAGAAGAAUGCUAAUAAAGAAAACGAGAGAAAAUGGAACAACAUAAUGGAGACAACUUUGGUUGAAAUGCGGAAGCAACGUCCCUGUAUUUUCGACAAGGCAACAAAUAGCCGACGCCCUUGACCUACCUGGUAAGUUUGCAGCCAACAGCUGUUGACGUGCUAAUAGCUAUCAUAAACUAUCAUAAACCUCAAACCGCCAGCAUAAUUCCUAGUGCUAGGCUAGGCACUCGGGAUCCAUUGUUGACGCUCUGUUGCUAGGCUACGUUGCUGCUGCGGGUACUGC
Messenger RNA from Gadus chalcogrammus (walleye pollock), 2018 nucleotides. RefSeq lists its product as uncharacterized. Bases 204 to 959 code for a protein of 251 amino acids. NCBI's taxonomy places the organism in Eukaryota, Metazoa, Chordata, Actinopteri, Gadiformes, Gadidae. The transcript has 8 exons. Gene Ontology annotation, cellular component: nucleus. The record is from RefSeq and is a predicted model, not a curated record.